This is a messenger RNA of Leptopilina boulardi, 1050 nucleotides long. RefSeq lists its product as uncharacterized. The transcript has 3 exons. The record is from RefSeq and is a predicted model, not a curated record. The coding region runs from base 139 to 804 and encodes 221 amino acids. NCBI's taxonomy places the organism in Eukaryota, Metazoa, Arthropoda, Insecta, Hymenoptera, Figitidae.
GCUCACACUGUUCAAUCGUCCUUCACCAUCGCAGGACGUCUUUGAUUAUAUUUAAAAUAUAAAGAAGACUUGAAUUUUUCAAAUCAAAUAGCGAAAAAAAUAAAUAAUUAAACUAUAUUUAUAAAUAAUCAUAAAAAUAUGAGGUUAUUCAGCGUUCUAGUUUUAUUGUUUGCCAUUGUCAUUAGUCAAGGUCAUCCUCUAUCAAAAUCCGAAGCACACAACGAUGUAGCGUUACCAUCCAGUUCCUUGGAACCAGAGAAAAUUCCUUCAGUCGAAAAGGAAAAGCCAAUUUCGAAUAAUAAACCAUCAGAAUCUGUAGAAGAAUCAAAUGUUGAACUAAAACCUGAAACACCAGCAGGUUUGGAUUUAAAGCCACAAUCAGAGGUUGACGUAUCGCCUACCCCUGCUGCUGCUAUUCCAGAUAUACAAAAACCUGCUAACAUUGAUUUGGAAAGAAAAACUAAUGAAUAUGAUCAAAGACAAAAUGGAACGGAAAAUUAUCGAAUUCAAGUGGAUGGUUUAGUUUUUGUCAUUGCACCAGUGGAGGCACUUCUUUUGGCAGGUGGUGCAGCAGCAGCAGCCGGCUCUGAUGAUUCUGAUCUAUUAGGUGGAAAGCCAAAUAUAACAGCUCUUCUUAAUCCCACUGGUUUAAAGGCAAUUAAUAAUCAACAUUCUGAAUCUCACAAUCAACAAUUAUCACCUCUUUAUUAUUCAGCGCCAAAACCAUCUGAUGGACCAGUUUCGGUAAAAUUGAUUAAUUUGAUUGCACCAUUGUUGGAACAGAGAAGGCAUUUCGUAAGAUAAUUUCCUGAAUUUUACAAGAACUCAUUUUUUAAAUUAAGUCAACGAUAUAUAAUUAUGUCAUAUUAAGGGUAUGUGAGAAAAGGACGUUUUUUUGUAGUCUUGAAACUUUCUCUGAAAUAAAAAAUGAUUUCGUGUUAAAAUUUUCGAGAAAUGUUAAGAGAAAGGGUAUAAAGAAUAUCGCUGUUCUACUCAUUUACUAUAACUUGACGCAAAAAUAAUAAAAAUAAAGCAAUAAACACUAAUGUA